Cyprinodon variegatus (sheepshead minnow) is the source of this 3278-nucleotide messenger RNA. RefSeq names its product sorting nexin-10A-like (gene snx10a). Bases 2306 to 2911 code for a protein of 201 amino acids. NCBI's taxonomy places the organism in Eukaryota, Metazoa, Chordata, Actinopteri, Cyprinodontiformes, Cyprinodontidae. Gene Ontology annotation, biological process: intracellular protein transport. The transcript has 7 exons. The record is from RefSeq and is a predicted model, not a curated record. Gene Ontology annotation, molecular function: phosphatidylinositol binding.
UUCUAAAAAAAAAAGGUUUAAUAACAAUCAAACAUGUCGGAUUAACAUGUAUUAAAUUUCUGCCUGAGCUCUGUAGGGUCAACGUCCAAGCAAGCAGGUUCCUCCCACCAGCUGAUACCACUUAGCCGGCUGAUUAGGGGGACAAACAGGUGGGAUGCAAAACUACAAGUGAUCCUCUCCCUUCAGCAGAGGUUUUCACUCAUUUCUCCUAUAUGCCUGUGUUUUAGAAAGCAAAUAAACAAAAGGGGGAAAAAAGCAUAAUAAAAGAAAGCAUUUUUUGUUGCUGUAUGUUUAGCCCACAGAAGGAGGUCCCACUGAGCUUUUAGUGGUUAUUAGUCAAGCUUCACACCAGGAGGGGCUGAGCUUCCAGCCAGAGCCCUCAACCGGUCACUCUCUGUUCACAAACAUCGGAGUAAGUCUCUGUAAUUGAAGAGAAAAGAAAGGUAGGAACUUACUAAAUAAAUGCAUAAUCUCUGUGGAGUUUAGGUUAUUACUUUAUCGAAUUUAUUUCAGAUAAUUCUGAUUGAGCAGCUGAGGUUUCUGAAUUGUGCAGUGGUAAUUGCAUAAAAAAUGGUGUCAAAGACCAGAAAUCCUAACUAGACUGCAUUUUCAUUAAACAAGUCGUGAAAUCAGUGCUAAAGUAUAGUUAAGUGUAGAAUUUAUUAUAAAACGAUCUACCUUGUUCUAAAUUAUGACAUAAAUAUCAGCACUUUUUCACAAGUGUCAUUUCUCCUGCAGAUUUUAAGUAAAUUUACUUCCUAAUGUCUCUGCCAUUCCUCGCAAUUAAAUUUAAACCUGUUUAGACCUCUUCAGCAGACAUUCUCAUCAACCUCAAAGUCAAGAGGCAUGUCCUCUUGGCUGAGGAAUUGAUUGUUAAAGGCUUGUGUUGCUAAUAAUAGUAGCUUGGUAAGAGUGCAAAGUAAUUUGUAAACUCCACUGGUUCCCCAACCUACUGUUGUAACAUGGCUGAGGUGUGAUGCUCUCCUCAGAUCAAAGUUCUGCUUUAAAGGAACAAAAAUUGUAUUACCAGAACCUUUUCGUUUUAAUCUGGCACCCCCUUUAAUUUCUGUUGGGGUGGAUUUUUCAAGUUUUUAUUCAUAUUCAUCAUUGGAUGUGAUUCUAAACUUUGACUGAACCAUUAAUAAACAAAAAGAAUGCACUUUGGUUUAACAGAUUCUAUAGUAUCCAUUAGAUUUUCCACUAAAUCUGUGUACUAAAAAUCCAUAGAAUGAAAUGAUUGCACUUUAUUGAUUUCACAUGGGAGAAAUUUACCUCCGUGCUUAACCCAUGCCCUUGGGGAGCAGUGGGCUGCCAUUGUGUGGUGCCCGGUGAGCCGUAUGGGGUUAAGGGUCUUGCCCAGAGACCCAGGGUGCAGGCUGUGGGGAUCGAACCGGGUACUUGCAAACUUCUCAGAGCAAAAAUGCACUGCUCGAACCACUAGGCAAACACUACCCAAAAAGCAUGAAAAAGCUUCCGGUCUGAGAUUUAAAAUGCACCAAUUUGGCCUUUAUCAACUCCAGUUGUAAUCUUUUACUUUACCAUAGAACAUAACAGAGAAAAAUUGUCUUUUAUUUUAGGUUUAGUAGGUUUUAGUUGUGAAUAUUAUAAGGUUAUGUCAGUAAUUUACCCUUCAAAGUGCAUCAAAAUGAAACUUCUGGUUGAUGUGGUGAUAUAUUUUUAAUUUCAUUUUAAGUGACCCCAAAUUGAUGCCAAUCAAUAUUUUAUUUCCUGCUAAACACUUAUGCAAAACUGUUUAACUGCAACCUUUGUGUCGGCUAGUAAUUCAAGGAAGGUAUGAGAAUCACAUUCUCUGCAGCCAAUGUGUGACAACCAUCUCACCAGACAUGCUUUUGUAAAAACAAUUGACCGUCCAAUAAAAGGUCUAUUCUUCUUUGACGCGAAGAAAUGUGCCAUGACUUGUCAAUUAGGAGUCAUGGACAUGAGUAGACGGUCUUGCUUCCUCAGAGGAAGGUAAUUUCAUGUGACAUUUUGCAUAGUGCAUCUACAGAUUAGAUAUGGACUUAGAAUGUUUGGUCCUAUUGAUGAACUCUGCUGGAGGCAUCUCUCAUGUAACGUGUCAAAGGACACAUGUCAAUAACUUGCAGAAAUCUCUAGUUUUGCUUGACCAUAUCCCCUUACCUAACUCUGCUUGACCAUAUGAGGGGAGACGUUGUGCAAUCUAUAUGAGUCUCUCUUAAAAUAAUAAACUGUUGACAUUUUAAUCGCUGUCCUCUUGAUGACUUUUAGUUUUGUUUUUGUUUUUUCAGGCUGAAACAAAAGGCUAGACCAAGAACCUGUACCAGUUAUGGACAGUUUCCUGGAUAAUCUCUCAAAAUCUGAAUUUGUAAGCAUUUGUGUUCAAGAACCAAGACUUCACAAAGAUGACCUUUGGCACACUUAUGUCGACUACGAGAUCUGUUUACAUACCAACAGCAUGUGUUUUCGAAAAAAGGCUUCUUGUGUAAGGAGGCGUUACAGUGACUUUGUUUGGCUGCGCAAUUGUCUGCAGAGAAAUGCUCUGAUAAUAGAAUUGCCCAAACUGCCACCUUGGAACCCCUUUUUUAGUUUGAAGAACAAAGAGCAGGUAUCCAAGAGAAUGAACGGCCUACAGGAGUUUUUAGAAAAAGUACUUCAGAAUCCCCUACUGUUAUCAGACAGUCGGCUCCAUCUCUUCCUGCAGUCGGAUCUCAGCAUCACAAAGAUUGAAAGGUGUGCGCUUGGUAAGACCAGGUACACGGUAGCUGAGGCUAUUCAACAGUCCAGAGGUGGAUUUUAUAGCGGUUCAGAUGACAAGAAUUCUUGUGACUCGGAUUGUGAAAGCUCUGCAUCUUCGGGUCUGGGAUUAAGCAUAGACUCCAAGGCUCAAGAAAGUCCUGUCCUCUUCCAUCAUUCAUCUGAAAGAGAUCCAUAAUGGUGUGGUCUCUUAGAAUUUGUAUUGAAACCAUAACGUCUUCCUUCUGAGUAUAAAUCAUUGCUUGCUGUUUGUGAUGCACCUUCCAGGUCUUGGUAUCCACCAAAAGGUGCAUAGAUUUUAUUUCUAAUAUCCUGCUUAGGCCAUCAUUUUUUAUAAUUUGCCUCAUUGUACUAUGAUGUAAAGACCUCACUUAUUGAAGUGCUAUAUUUGUUGGGGGGGGAGAUUGAUAUUUUAAAAAAAUGUAUAAUGAAAAUAAUGGAGAAAUCUUAAAUAUUUCUGAUACAUUUUAUUUGUGCUCAAUGUUGCCCUGUUUUGGCAAGCACAUUUUGAAUUUUUUUUUUUAAUAUUCACUUGUGUUUUUAUG